GAGAACCCACGAUAAUGGACUUUGAUCCCCAGCAAUAACAAAACAAACCUGUGAGCGAGGUGAUAGUUAAGUUUGUCACUUUUCAAAGCUACAAGAAGCAUGUUUAAUGUGGCAAAAUCACAGAGGUGCUGGAGAAAAUAUGGACAUGUAUUGAAGAUUGCUCCUUCAAUAUCUUCAUUCUCAACAUCUUCAAGGCACAAAAAUGAUUCUGAAUAUUUGCAAAAUAGUCUCGUUCCCACAAUGCAUUUUCAAAAAAGUUUACCUCGACUUGCCAUCCCAAAACUUGAAGACACAUCACAGCGAUAUCUCAUGGCACAGAAACCUUUAUUGACACCAGAUCAGUACAAUAAAACAAAAACGAUUACAGAUAACUUUUUAGGAUACGAGGGACGAGCAUUGCACGCAGAAUUGGUUGAACAAGACAAAUCUAUGAGGCAUACUAGUUAUAUAUCAGCACCGUGGUUUGAUAUGUAUUUGAAAUAUCGAGAUUCUAUUGUGCUGAAUCAUAACCCCUUUAUAUUGACAACAGAUGAUCCGAAUACAACUGAUCAGAUCACCAGAGCAACUAAAUUGAUUCAUGCUGCUCUUCGUUUCAAGAAAAGUUUGGAUGCUGGUAACUUAGAACCUGAUGUUUACCAUUUGAAUCCAAAGAAAAGUGAUACACAGUUAUUUCGAAGAUUGGCCAGAAUGACUCCCAGCUCGUUAUCAUGGUAUAUGGCGUAUUUAUUCAAAGCAUUUCCAUUGGAUAUGUCGCAAUAUGAACAUUUAUUCAACUCAACACGAAUUCCGAAGCAAGAAAAAGAUGAGUUAAAGAAAGUCGAAGGGGGUCGAGAAAUUCUUGUGAUUAGAAAUGGAAAUAUUUUCUUGUUUGAUGCAAUCAAAAAAGAUGGCAGCCUUGUUUCGAGAGAUGAUAUUCACGCCAAUCUUUCCGCCAUUUUGAAAGCUAGCAACAACAAAGUUGAACAUCCUUUAGCCAUCUUGACAGCAGAAAAACGUAAUACGUGGGCUCAGCUUCGACAGCACCUUGAAACUGAUCCGAAAAAUGCCGAGUUGAUUCACCGAUUAGAUUCGGCUUUGUUUAUGGUUGGACUCGAUGAUCGCGACUGUUUAGAUGAAUAUGACGCUACCGAAAUGUUUUUGUACGGUGACGGCAGCAGCAGAUGGUUCGACAAAUCUUUUCACAUGGCAAUCUCAAAGAACGCCAAGAUGGCGAUCAACUUCGAACAUGCGUGGGGAGAUGGAGUAGCAGUCGUUCGAUUUCUUAACGAAACAGUUCAAGCUUCCUCAUCAGAUACCUACACUCCCAAUGAAAACGCUGAUGCUUUGCUGACGGUGCAGAAAUUGGAUUUUGACUUAGAUAAUAAAAUGAAAACUGCGAUUGAAAAAUCACAAGAAGAGUUCAAUCAACGAGUUAAAACACUAACAAUAAAUGCAAUCAGGAUGGAAGAAUAUGGAAAGAAUUACUUGAAAACCAAAAAACUUAGUCCUGACGCUGUCAUGCAGUUAGCUUUUCAAAUUGCAUAUUAUCGCCAGCACGGUAAGCAUGCAGCUACAUAUGAAAGUUGUUCAACGGCUGCGUUUAAACAUGGACGAACUGAAACUUUGCGACCAUGCACGGUUGCUACUGUUGCUUGUGCUGAGGCGUUUGAACCCAACCAUUCCGCAAGCGUGGAAGAAAUGCAGGCGUUGCUUAGCAACACAUCAAAAAUGCAUGGUCAGUUAACGAAAGAAGCGGCUAUGGGUCAAGGUUUUGAUCGCCAUCUGUUUGCGUUGAAAUAUUUAGCUGAGAAGUCUGGUAAAGAAGUCGAAUUUUUUGCUGACGAAGCAUAUAAAAAUAUAAACCAUAUUAUCAUUUCAACAAGCACUGUUUUUUCGCCUCACAUUCAAAUGGGCGGAUUUGCACCUGUUGUUCCAAAUGGGCUAGGUGUGGGCUACAUGGUGCAUGAUGAAUGGCUGGGUUGUAACACUAGCACAUAUACAGACAGUCCCAAUGGUUCAGAGUUUGUCUCGCUUGUUCAACAGAGUCUAUCAGAUAUUAAAAAGGUUUUAGACGGCAAAAAUUUCAAAUAUUAAUACCCGAGAAUUCACGGUAAUUUUUUUACGAUGGCUGUAAUUUUAAUGAAAAGUAGAUUUAAUUUUUUUUUUUUUUUAAAUUUCUACAAAUUCGCCCCUUUCCCUUCACCCAGAAAUUUUGCAAACAAAAAGCAUGUUCGGACGAAAUUUCGCGGAUUUUUUCUUGCGAAAUUUUUUGCACUUAAGUAUUGCACAAUGCCAACUGCCUUAAAGAACGGCAUGCUAAAAUAAUUUUUUUCGCGUUUUAAAGUUUGUUUAUUCUUCAAAAGAAAUGACGCUCAUCUGAUUUGGACGUAAAAUAAAUAUUUUUGUAUACUUGAUGUGUGCAGCGUGUAGAUAUAUGUUUAAAGAAAUAUCAUUUUCCACUGAA
Hydractinia symbiolongicarpus is the source of this 2443-nucleotide messenger RNA. Its product is annotated as carnitine O-palmitoyltransferase 2, mitochondrial-like. Bases 100 to 2073 code for a protein of 657 amino acids. Gene Ontology annotation, molecular function: serine-type endopeptidase inhibitor activity; carnitine O-palmitoyltransferase activity. The transcript is spliced from 13 exons. Lineage: Eukaryota; Metazoa; Cnidaria; Hydrozoa; Anthoathecata; Hydractiniidae. The record is from RefSeq and is a predicted model, not a curated record. Gene Ontology annotation, cellular component: mitochondrion. Gene Ontology annotation, biological process: fatty acid beta-oxidation.